Messenger RNA from Linum trigynum, 2806 nucleotides. The record is from the annotation of a GenBank genome assembly. NCBI's taxonomy places the organism in Eukaryota, Viridiplantae, Streptophyta, Magnoliopsida, Malpighiales, Linaceae.
ACAAUCCAACAAAUGACAUCAACUUUUAAAUUCAUAUAAUAAACGAUAAAUUAUUUUUUUUAUUAAUUAAAUUCCCUAAAAAAUGUCAUUUUGCUUAGAAUUUGUAAGUAUGUAAUGCCAGUCAUAGAGUGUUGACGUCAGUUCUGUGACUGGUACAAGUUGAACGAGGUUCAACCGGCCGGCAUGCCAGUGACAUGAUGCAUGUCGAAGACGGAAACGGGAACAAGAAGUUGCAGUUCGAGAGAGUGUUCGAUGAAAUUGAGAUUAACAAUGAUGAGAGUAGUGAACCUAGCUACCAUGGCGCUAGGGUUUAAACGAGAGCAAAGCCAGACGUGGGAGGGUUAAAAAUGAAAAGAUUUGUUUGUAAUGGGGCUAUCCACGGGGAUUUAACCAAUAAUAGCACCUAUUAAAAAAAUUACAAAAAUAGCAUCCAGCCCACAACGUUUACAAAAAUAGCACCAUUUUUAUCAAACCGCACCUCCAAGGUGCGUUUUAUAAAUAAACUGCACCCUCCAGGUGCGUUUUAUGUAUAAACCGCACCCUCCAGGUGCGUUUUGCGCCACGUCAGACUGGGAACCGCACCUCCAAGGUGCGGUCUGUGUUUGGUGGGCAGCGGCCUUGGAGACCGCAGGAUCGUGUGGCGAUCUAGCGGGCAGAACGGACGCCACGUCAGCGAUCCGUGUCGUGGAUCGCAGAACGCAGCGUGGAGAAGCGGUCAGCGCAUCGUGGAUCGCAGAACGCCUCGAGAAGGAGCGGUCAGCGCCUCGGGACGCGAAGACCGCAUUGGAAGGGAGUGGUUUCCGCUCUAGAAAAAUUACCAGACCGUCCCUGGAGGGUGCGACCUGAUGGGUAUAAAUACCCCCUCCCCCCUCUCAUUUCUUCACACCACAACCAUUCUCCACUAUCUCUCUCUAGAAUUAUCUCUCUAACCCCUCCCUUCCCAAAAGCCUAGGAAAUAGUGGUCUGUUGGUUGCGGCUAAGUCCGAUCUGCCAUCAGAAAACAUUUCUUUGGUUUUUCCCUCAAAACCCGCCGAAUUUAUGUCCGACUUUCGCGAAAAAAUGGACGAGUGGUUCCAAGAAGAGGGAGUUUAUUAUGAUGAAUUUCAAGCGGUACGUACUCAUUAUUUUGGUCAAUUUUUGUUUUUGUUAUAAGCAUUUUAAUUAAUCUAUGUACUAACCUUGUUGUUAUUCUCUCGUAGGUUGGGGACGACGUGAAUAUAUACAACCAACGGUACUAUUUGGAUCAAGGGCCUAUUGAUCCGACCUACUUGUAUGACCAACCCAACCAUCGUUCAAGGGGUGUUUGGAACGAUCACACGGUACAUACAAUCCUUCAUUAUUUAUCUUUCUUUUAUUUUGCUAAUGUACUUAGUGGAAUAUAAAAUAAAUUUGAAAUAAUUUAAUCGUAUUGGUUGUUUUCAAUAAUUUAAUCGAAUACAUAGCGCCACUUACUUCGACUCUUUAUAAAGAGAUGCAGGUCUAAGGAAAUGGCGUUUUAAGAGAUUAUCAUGAUCCUCCCAUUUCCUGGGAAAAUCGGGUAUUAAGAGAUCCUCGGAUCCCCCAUUUUUUCUGUCAAAAACGCUGCGUUUCUAAGAAGAUGUAUACCUCUUCUAAGAGUCUAAAGAGUGUUGCAUUGGAUUCGAUUAAAUUAUUUAAAACAACCAAUACGAUUAAAUUAAUUACCAGACAGCCAAUACGAUUUAUGUUUAUUGUACUUAAAUGAAUAUAUUAAUUUCAAAUGUUUGAAUAUGUAUGUAUCUCUUUAAAUUAUUAUUCAUUUAGAAGGUUAUUUAUGUCAAUUAAUUUAGUAUGUUUGUUUUAUGAUAAUAUGUAUAUAUCUUGGAAAAACCGCAAAUUACUUAAAUUUGAUUGUCAAUAUUAUAAUUUUAAUAGAAUUAUAUUCAAAAUUAAAUCAUUAAUUUUAGUUAAUUUAGUUAUAAGACUAAACUAUUACUAAUAUAUCAUAAAUAAUUUUAAUAAUGGUUGAAAUUAUAUCAUUAAUUUUAAUUGAUUUAGUUAUAAGACUAAACUGUUACUAAUAUAUUAUAAAUAACGUUGAAAUUUUUGCUAGGAGGCAUAACAAAUAAUCCGCUACAGGGGGUACGACCAAUGUGCUCCCAUGGAACCCAGUUAUCUUGCAAUAUCUCAAAAGGGCACGGUUGGAGUCGAUUAGGCAUUUUUUAGGCAUAAAAGUCGAUCGCCAACUCAUCACCGAAUUGGUGGAGAGAUGGAGAAAGGAGACACAUUGUUUCAACUUUGGUGAAAGAGAGUGUACCAUCACACUCAAGGACGUCGCCAUCCUAACUCAUCUGCCUAUCGACGACAAAGUGGUGUGUGUGAGUGAUCAUCCCCCCGAGGAUCAUGAUGGUAUGACCGGUUGGCAAUAUUUCAUCCAUAGUGUUUUGGGGGUGAAAGUACCAACCGAGGGGAGCGUUGAUGCGACGGGUCGCUUGCCACCAUUGAGGAAAUGCCAAGUAUCAAUCACUUGGUUGACGAAGUAUUUUAGGGACCAUCACGAUCCUGAAAAAGAUGGGGUGCCCCUAACCGAGGAAAGUCCGGAGCUGGAGAAGGAAAGAUAUGCUCGUGUCUAUCUCAUAGGCAUGAUUGGAGGAGUGUUCUUCUCCAAAAAAAUCGAGCAAUUUAAUUAGCUGUGGAUGGCUUAGGAUCCUCCUUGGUAGUUGGGAAUAACCAAGCGUGAACUUUUGGAAUGUCAUCUGCAAAGAAACAGUAGUUCAACUAAUAUCAUAAUAAUCACAAAUCACAAAUCACAAUAAAAAGUAAUACAAAAUAGACUUACGAGUUAACG